CUUUUUUGAAUGUCUGGCAACACUGCCGCAUGACGGCACAAUACAUACAAGCCGCAGCCAACUUCACUUCGAUGUAUAUUGGGAGUGACUAAGUUUCGUUGUAAAAAGUGUGUGAGCUGCGAGAAACGCAUAAAGAAAUCGGCGGUGCGCAGGAAUUAUUGGAUUUUGCGACACGGCAUUGAAACCUAAAGGCACGGAUCUGGAGUAACCAGGAGGGACACAGCCAGGCGCGAGCGAUAGCAAAACAAAUUCAGAGAAAAUGGGUGCAAGAGAAGACGAAUACGAUUAUCUGUUCAAAGUUGUCCUUAUCGGUGACUCGGGUGUUGGUAAAAGUAACUUGCUCUCACGUUUCACGCGCAAUGAAUUCAAUUUGGAGUCCAAGUCGACAAUCGGCGUGGAGUUUGCAACGCGCAGCAUAGAGGUCGAUGGGAAAACAAUUAAAGCGCAAAUCUGGGAUACGGCCGGACAGGAGCGCUACCGCGCCAUCACCUCUGCCUAUUAUCGCGGCGCCGUGGGUGCCCUGCUCGUCUACGACAUCGCCAAGCAUCUGACGUACGAGAAUGUGGAACGGUGGCUGCGGGAGCUGCGCGACCAUGCCGACCAGAACAUUGUCAUCAUGCUGGUGGGCAACAAGUCCGAUUUGAGGCACUUGCGUUCCGUGCCCACGGAUGAGGCGAAACUGUUUGCCGAGCGCAACGGCUUGAGUUUCAUAGAAACCUCAGCCCUCGACUCCACGAACGUUGAAACGGCAUUCCAAAACAUACUCACAGAAAUCUAUCGCAUCGUUUCGCAGAAACAGAUCAGAGAUCCGCCGGAAGGCGAUGUCAUUCGUCCGUCGAACGUGGAGCCCAUCGACGUUAAGCCGACUGUCACAGCCGAUGUGCGCAAGCAGUGCUGUCAGUGACCGCCCCAAGCAAAUAUCGCUACCCCCCGCAACCGCCAGAACAGCAACAUAAGCAGAAGCAGCAACUACAAUUACAACUACAACAACAACAACAACAACACCAAGAAAAGGAUCAGAAGAUUUUGUGUUUUUCAAUCACAGCCAUUAGCAGUUUUUCAUAAAAAAUUUCAAAUCAAUUCACCACCACAAGCAAACGUCAGCAAAAAAAUCGAAAAAUACAUCCGGCUGUAGUUAACUGCGGUUUAAACUGAAGUUUUAUAUAUAUACAGAUUUAAAAAAACAAAUAAAUAUAUAUAUAUAUGUAUCGCAUAAAACGAUCGCCGUGGUCGUCGAUGUCUGCAGAAUAAAAAAACGGGAAUGAAUAUAUAAGCAAAAACUAAACACUCCAAAUUCAGUUUAAGCUGUAGAACUAUAAUUUAUAUAAAUAUACAUAUAUGCUAAUAUUAAAAAUAUUAAUAUUAUUAAUUUUUGCAACAUAAAUACAUAGUUCUAAUUUUUCGACAAACGACAACCGGAUAUCUUCGAUUAUGAUGCAAAUCUCCAUUUCAACAAUCCUUCAGCAGCUCCUCGCCAAGCAAUUUGCGGACUUUCUUGUUCAGUUUUCACUUCACAUUGUUUUUAAAUAAAUCAAUUGGCCUCAAAGUAAAGAAAAUUUUUCAAAACUAGCUGAUAAUACAAAUCAAACAAAACAAAAACAAAACAGUUGUAAAACUUUAAAUGCAUAAAUGAAACGAAAUAACAUCAUUUGUGUUUGCUAUGUUAAGUGUGAUUAAAUAAAUAUAAUUUAAAUAAAAUGAA
Messenger RNA from Drosophila ananassae, 1702 nucleotides. RefSeq names its product ras-related protein Rab-11A (gene Rab11). Gene Ontology annotation, molecular function: GTP binding; GTPase activity. Lineage: Eukaryota; Metazoa; Arthropoda; Insecta; Diptera; Drosophilidae. Gene Ontology annotation, cellular component: recycling endosome. Gene Ontology annotation, biological process: exocytosis. The transcript is spliced from 5 exons. The record is from RefSeq and is a predicted model, not a curated record. The coding region runs from base 260 to 904 and encodes 214 amino acids.